This is a messenger RNA of Phytophthora infestans T30-4, 918 nucleotides long. RefSeq lists its product as uncharacterized. Lineage: Eukaryota; Oomycota; Peronosporomycetes; Peronosporales; Peronosporaceae. Gene Ontology annotation, biological process: protein O-linked glycosylation. The record is from RefSeq and is a predicted model, not a curated record. Gene Ontology annotation, molecular function: glycosyltransferase activity; protein binding. The transcript has a single exon. The coding region runs from base 1 to 918 and encodes 305 amino acids.
AUGCCAUCCUCGAAGCUUGUUGUGGCGCUGUACCGCUCGCUCCUGCGUAGCGCCAAGGUGCUCGAUUGUCACGAGGCUUUCAAGGCUGUGCUGCCACGCGAGGUGGAAUGGCGCAAAGGGGCUAAAUGGCGUGAUUUCUUUACCUCCAGCUCCUCCUGCGUCGAGGCCCUACGCAUCGAGUUCCGAGAGGCUCGACCUAAGCACGAGCUGAGUGAUGCGCUGGACGAGGCGCUGCAGCUCCAUAAGACGAUCUCACAGCGUGUACAUCUACUAUAUCGUGACGAGGAGGGCCAACAGCUGCUUAAAUUUGCCGAAGUGCCGCAUCCCACGACGUUCGACGAGAAGUACGACUGGGAGAAGCGGCAGCUUUCGGAGGAGGACGCCAAGGCGCUCAAUGGGGCGCUGGAGCUCAUCCAUAGCGCGUCACAACUUCUCACGAGCGAGGAUCUUGACAUGACGGACAAGACGAGGCUUGCGAAGGCCUACUACGUGGAGUCUAUUAAGCUUUUCGAGACGGCAGACGCGCACGCGUAUCUGGGCUGGCAUUUGUACUUGGAAGGUGACGUAGAGCGAGCCGUGAGUGAGUGCCAACGUGCUAUUCAAGUGGAUUCAUCAUUUGGUAACCCGUUCAAUGAUCUGGGACUAAUUCGAGUCGAGGAAGGCAAGAAAGAUGAGGCGCUGGAGUUGUUUCAGAAAGCGAAGACAGCACCUCGCAAUGACGUGAGGCACUAUGCGUGUCAGAAUCUUGCUGCGUUGCAUUUGGAGGAGAAUCGCGUCAAGUCGGCACUGCACGAAUACAUUGAAACGUUGUAUUGGAUGCGGCCGGAUGAAGCCAAGAGGGGCAUGAUACGGAACACAGUCACCGACAUAGGGGACGUACUGGUUGCGUUGCAGUCGAGUAAGACAACUGUAGAGUAA